UUCCUGCCCCCUCUUCCGCAUGUAACUGAGGCUGACAACUGCAGUUACUGAGGGUCUCAUGCCUGUCAGCCUUGUGUUUGUGUGUCCCAGGACCUGAAGAGACAGCAGCUGUCGUUGGCUCAGCCCCAAGCUGGGGAAACUGAGGCUGAGAGACUUUGCUGGAACAUCUGUGAGUCGGAGGAUGUGUGGUGAACCUGCAGGAAGCUCAAGACCCAGGCACCGCCAUUCAGGUUGAGCCUCUCACGAAGGGAGAGCAUAUCACGGUAAAGCCACUUUGGCCAGGUGGACGAAGGGACUGUUGCAGGCUUAAUGCAUUUGAAUGACCAACCAACCACCCCAUCUGCCAGUCUGGGGACCCCUGCCGAAGCACCCAAUUCCAAAAAGGUAUUAGAGUCUCCAGAGAUAACAACUGCCCUGACUCUCACGGUGGAUCAACGCGCUGGGCUGCUGAGGACACCAAGCCCCAUCCCGCCUGGGAGAGGCAUUAUCUCCUGGAAUUUACAAUGGGAUGUCCCACCGCGAUGGAAGUCCAUGCGUGUCUCUGGAGAGGCUGAUGCCGCAAGGGAUUCUGGGGAGCGUAGUUCUGGUUUAGGGCAAGCCCAGACUUCUGGCGCAGAGCUGGGAUAUCGGAAAUAGCCGGCGGUGAGAAGCCGCGGGUCGGCGGCUCGGAGUUCCGAAGCCGUCUCCGCCUUCGGCUCUUGGCUGGGAGGAUGGAUCCAGGACCCGGGACCGACACGGCGCCGCUGACUGGCCUGGCCUGGUCGUCGGCCUCGGCGCCUCCGCCGCGGGGAUUCAGUGCGAUCUCCUGCACCGUGGAAGGGGCGCCCGCCAACUUCGGCAAGAGCUUCGCGCAGAAGUCUGGCUACUUUUUGUGCCUCAGUUCUUUGGGCAGCCUAGAGAAUCCGCAGGAGAAUGUGGUGGCCGAUAUCCAGGUCCUGGUUGACAAGAGCCCCCUCCCACCGGGCUUUUCCCCCGUCUGCGACCCCCUGGACUCCAAGGCCUCUGUGUCCAAGAAGAAACGCAUGUGUGUGAAGCUGAUGCCCCUGGGGGCUGCAGACACGGCCGUGUUCGAUGUCCGGCUGAGUGGGAAAACCAAGACGGUGCCUGGAUACCUGCGAGUAGGGGACAUGGGGGGCUUUGCCAUUUGGUGCAAGAAGGCCAAGGCCCCAAGGCCGGUGCCCAAGCCCCGAGCUCUCAGCCAGGACAUGCGGGGCCUCUCCCUGGACCCGCAUGCCCAGCCCAGCAAGGGUGGCUUUCCAGAGCGGACCCUGUCCAGGUUAGGCUCUCGGGCGUCUACUCUGCGGAGAAGUGACUCCAUCUAUGAGGCUUCCAACCUCUACGGCAUCUCAGCCAUGGAUGGUGUUCCCUUCACACUGCACCCCCGGUUCGAGGGCAAGAGCUGUGGCCCCCUGGCCUUCUCUGCCUUUGCCGAUCUGACCAUCAAGUCGCUGGCAGAUAUUGAGGAGGAGUAUAACUACGGCUUCGUGGUGGAGAAGACAGCAGCUGCACGCCUACCCCCCAGCGUCUCGUAGCUCUCGGUCAGCCCCAGGGAAGAGCCCCCUGCCUGACACCCCCACCACCCCAGGACUGGCAGCCACCCCGCCCUGCAGCAUCUUGGGAACCUUGGCGGCGCAGGGUGUUCUAGAGCCUCAGCCACCCAACAGAGCCACAGCCCUGGAGAAGGAGCAGGACCAACCGGUCUGCUUGGUGAUGGGGUCUCUCACCCCCGGGGCCCUGCAGGGCAGGGGUGGGGGCUGGAUGGAAACCAGUGCCUUCAAGUCAUUUGUGUCAAAACUCUCUGGUGCCUGGAGGCCACGCGGGCGUCCUCCUGGCAAUAAACACCACCCUGUGCCCAC
Messenger RNA from Mirounga angustirostris (Northern elephant seal), 1856 nucleotides. It is a transcript of the gene MVB12A, whose product is annotated as multivesicular body subunit 12A. The transcript has 13 exons. Gene Ontology annotation, biological process: receptor catabolic process; endosome to lysosome transport via multivesicular body sorting pathway; viral budding. Bases 711 to 1532 code for a protein of 273 amino acids. Gene Ontology annotation, cellular component: ESCRT I complex; cytosol. NCBI's taxonomy places the organism in Eukaryota, Metazoa, Chordata, Mammalia, Carnivora, Phocidae. The record is from RefSeq and is a predicted model, not a curated record.